AUGUAAAGCCAAGCUUUACCAAAUAUUUCUGCAAAAUCACCUUAAUCAAAACUGAAAACAUUAGAUUCAAUGUUGAAUGGUCAAAUAAGAAUCAAAUAAACAAAAGAUAUAUCCUUUAAGACAGUACCUAAUAAUAAAACCAACAUUUCAUUUCUAAAAAAUGAUAAAUUCGAAACACGUCAAGAUGUAAAAUGAUAUUUAAUUUUAAGCAAUACUAUAGUUCACCCAUAUUAACAAAAUCUUAGAUAACUGAAGUAGAGUUAUAAAAUAGAUAGAGUAGGAAUGAUUUUUAUUCUUAAAUGCUCAGUGAAAAUCCUUACAAAUAUAACGAAUAUAGCGAGUUUGAUCAAGAGUACAAUAGAAGUAUUAAUAAAUUUUAAACAAUUAGAAAUUUCUGAUAUAAAUGUUAAUUUGUUGGAUAUAAGAAAUAAAGAGAAAAUCAAAGAAUUCUUAUAGGAAUCUGCUUCUUUUUCUAAUUAACUAUCUACUCACACAUAAAGAUUGAAAAAAGUUAAUGUAUUAACUCAAAGAUAAGAUGUUAUUAAAUUAGCAUAAUGGCUUGAUUACUAAAUUUAGCAAGUGGUUUCAAAUAAAAAGAUGAUGUAACAAUAAUAACUAAGAGAAAUUGAGAAGAUAUUUAAUUUGAGUUUAAAAGAGUUAGUGCGGGAAAUAUCAUUAGAUUGUGUUGAAAAAAGGUAUAAACUCAUCAAUAGGUAGUGUGCUACUAGAAAAAAUAUGGAAUUAGUAUGUCAAUUAUAAUACAUUCUUACUUAAAUCAUUAGAUGAUGAAAAGAACAAUUAAGAGAAUGAAUAUUUACAGUAACUCAAAUCAGUAUAUCUAUAUAUUUAUAUAUUAAGUUACAUUAAACAUAUUUAAAUUCAGUUAAAUUUUUGGAAGAUAAACUAAGAUAAAUAGAUGAGGAAUUUAAUUAAUUAAGUACUAAAUUUGAAAGAAAGAAAUUUAAACUAAAGAAUAUUAAAGAUAAUUUUGUCAGCAUUUAAGAAUAAAAGAAAGAAAUUGAAUAAGAAGUUGAAUAUCUUAAAAAUUAGAGAAGAGAUUUAUUAGAGAUAAAAGAAUCUCUUUAAAAUUAAGUAGAUAGUUUAACAAUAGAAAAUGAAAAAUUAUAAAUUGCAAUAUAUCAAAAAUCUUAAGAAUUAAGAACAGCAAAAACAAAACGUUAUUCUUAGAUAUCUAUAGAUAGUUGUUUUAGUGAAUAAAAUCAUAAAGGAACAACAAUGGAAGAUUUUUAAUAAAUGAUGUCAAUCAAUAAAGAUAAAUAUACUUAAACCUUCAUUAAUGAUAAAACAUAAUUAUCUACUGGAAUAUAAACUGAUAUUAAAUUCAUUUUUCAUUAAGGUACUCAAACAGGUUUACAAGAUGAUGAUGAUAAUUACUAAUCAUAAAAUUAAGAAAAUAAUCAAUAUUUAAAAAGAUUAUCAGAUUAAAAAUAUGAUUUAGAAGAGAAACUGAAAUUAUGUAAUAAUAUUAUAUCAGAAUUAUAAAGGAAUAAAUAACAUUUAAUAAGAGAAUAAGAAAUUAAUACUAAUAAAUUAGCAUCAUAAGUAAAUAAUUUAUAAUAAUUAGGAAAUUUCAUUAUCUGCUCUAUAAAAAGAAAUUGAAAGAUUAUAAUCUGAAUUAUAGGCUUUAUUGUAAAGCAGAUAAUAAAAGAAGAGAACUAUUGUUUCUCUUGAAGAAAAUAAUGGAGAGUAAAUGUCAUUAGGUCCUGUUAGAGAACAAUAAAAGACUCCUUAAAAUACAUUAGAUAAAUAAAUAGAUAAAAAUGGUUUUAAUAAUCAAAAGACUAAAUUAUAAAAUUAAAUUUAAACUUAAGAAAAUGGAAAAAAUGGAAAAAAUGAUAAAAAUGAUAAACAUGAUAAAAGUGAAAAAAUUUAAGGUUAAAACAGCAAUUUUACAAGUAAUAAUGCAAGUUAAAAUAAUUCAUCAAAUUAGACACCUUUAAAUAAAGAAAUAACUAAUAAUAAUGUUUCCAAAAUAUAAACAUAAAAUUAAUCUAAUUCAUAAAAUUAAUAAACUUAAAACUAAUUACAAUAAACAAAAUAAGCAUUUCAUUCAAAGAAACCUUCUGAUAAUAAUUCUAAACAAACUUCUCAUAAUGUAAGCCAAACAUAAAAGUAAACUAAAGUUCAAAAUAAUAAGAAAAUUAAUAUUGAAUAAGUCAAUCUUUAAGGAAAUGGGCAAUAGAAUAAUUAGAUUAAUUAAGGAGAAUUAAAAAUAAGUAAAUAUAAUAAAUAAUUAAUAAGAAAAUGAUGUUAAUUAAUUAGGAUAAGCAGAGAAAUCUUUAGAACCAUAAAAUAAAGAAUCUGAUUAAUUGAAUUCCUCUUAAAUCAGAAAUACAUUAUUAAAUUUAAAUGAAGUGAAUAAUGAAGAUGAAUAAUUUGAAGAAAAUCUAUUAGAUUAAAAUAAUAAAAAUGAAUAUGCUUUUAAAAGAUCAAGUACUAAGAAAUUAUCAUAUAAAUUUAAUAAUUCAUAAUCAAAUUCUCAAAAUAAUUCAAUUUAUGUUAAUUAGCGUAAUUAUAUAUUAUAUUUUAGUUUAAAGAAAAGGAUCAUAUAUAACACCUGUAGGUCCAGAAACUAAAACUAUUAGAGAUAAAGAGUAAUAGCUAAAAGAAACAGCUUUAGAAUUUAUUAAAUAAUUUAUUUAAACUAACAAGUAUAACAUAAUUAUAAAUAGUUUAUAACAUCCAGAGAAUAUAGAGUAGACUAUGCAGUUAUAAAAUGUUUUUAAAUUGAUUACAUAAUUUUAUAAAGAAAGAUUAGAAAGAAAACAACCAAUUUAUGUUAUAUGCUAUGAAUUUUAUAUGAAUACUUUUGGUUUAAAAUAAAUAGCAGAAAAUAAAUUAACAAUGCUUUGUUAAGCAGUAAUAUAUUUUAGAAACAUUCCAAGAGUUAGAUUAUUCUCUAGAUUUUUGUAAAUUUAGGAUCCUAUUAAUGAUGAAGAUUUAGAAUUUUAUUUCUCAACUUUAUAACAUUUAGAUUUACAACAAAAAUCAGAAAAUUUAAUUUCAUGCACUCCUAAUUAAGAUUGUGUUUUGGUUUCUUACGAUAAAGCUUUAGAUUAAUUAGCAGCACUUGAUGAACAUCUUGUUGAAAUUCAAUCAAAAUUUAAGUCUUAGAUCUUAAUAAUUAAUGGAUCUAGAUUUAUUGAUUUAGAUUUAUUUUUUAUGGAAUCAUUACAGUAAUUCUAAUUGAUGAAAAAAAUUCAUUAAGAUAAUUUUAAGGAAUUAUUUUAAGCUGUUGAUAUUAAUGAUGAUAAUUCAAUUAGUGUUGAAGAGUUUACUAUUCUUUUUAACUUAAUUGAACAAGAAUUUUAAAAUUAAUAAUUAUUUAUUCAGAAAUUUAUUGAAACCUGUUAAAAUUCUGAUGGAUUGUCUUUUUAUUAAUUUGGUAUGUUUUGUAUGUCAAACUAAUUAUUUCAAAAAGAAAAAUAAGAUGUAUUUUUAUAAUACAAUUCUGAUAAAUUUAAACUAUUAUAAUUAAAAUGGAAUGAGUAUAGAAAAUAAAUGACCUAAAAAUUAAAAGAAAAUUUAGUCUUUACAGAGUAUUAUCAGAAUUUAAUUCGCAAACUUGACAAUGUAAUUUAUAAUAUAAAUUCAUAGGCACUUAAAAAUGAUCUUUCAUAUUCUUGGUUACUAUGGAGAAUAUUAGACGAAUAAACUAAAAGACUUACUUCUUAAAGUAAAUGA
This is a messenger RNA of Paramecium sonneborni, 3705 nucleotides long. The record is from the annotation of a GenBank genome assembly. Lineage: Eukaryota; Ciliophora; Oligohymenophorea; Peniculida; Parameciidae.